AAUUAUACAUUUCUAACAUAUGGCUCCUACAUCACUGUUUUAACUCAGUGUUAGAGUAGUUGUUGCUUAUUGUCAAACGUGAACAUUUUACAGGGGGAACUCUCCAUCACUGAGGGGAACGAGAGGACGCUUUUCAUGCGAGAUUUGAGCGGAACGCGAGAUUCUUCUGGUAUCCAAGGAGACGACGGAAGCGUACAUUGUGUUGAGGAAGGGGCGGUGUGUUUUCCCUCUGGUCAUGUUUUGGCUUAGCAGAAAACAUUGUACACCAUGGAGCUGUCGGAGACCAUCAGAAAACGUGUAGAAGAUUUCUCUCGGAAUGUGUUGUUCGAUCAGAGUCGGACUCGGCCUUUCGCCAAAGAGAAUGACACGUUUCUGCCACACGACAAGCGGGUUCUGUCUAGUCUCCACCUCCAGAUGUCUCUGUACUUUAACAUGUGGUUCUUCCCCUUGUGGUGGAUCAGUGAAACUGUAAUGCUGCACCUCAAGUAUCCUGCCUUGCCAGACUACUACAAGUUCAUCCUUGUCACUGUUCUCAUCUUGAUGACUCUGAUCGAGGCCAUUAGACUGUUUCUUGGCUAUGCUGGGAACCUGCAAGAAAAGGUCCCGGAGCUGGCUGGUUUUUGGCUGCUGAGCAUCCUGCUGCAGUUUCCCCUUAUCCUAUUUCAGCUUUUCAAUGAAGCCAUUCUCAUACAACCCUUGGAGAGGGGUGUUCACAUAGUUCUCGCCUUAUUCAUACUCACACAGGCCCUCUUUGGGUUUGUGGCGCUGCGGGACUUGGUCAGACACACAGAGAGGCAGUUUCAUCUCCGACAGUUUGACUGAAUUCUGAAGCUGCGUCCCUUCCACACCUUGACACGUCUGUACUGUGCGCCUUCCAGACUCAGGCAAUAAAAAGAGUGUGCCUUUUUUGGUAUUACAUGUCGUACAUUGUAAAAAUUCUCCCCACGAUUGAGUAUUAAAGAGAACAUAUGAACAUAUUUAUUUUGAUAUUUUACUCACCAUAUAUUGCGUUGAAUUGUAUUAUUGUUUUUCUAGCUUUGUAAUAAAUGAAAUGUUUAAACCCAA
Molecule: messenger RNA, 1065 nt
Organism: Eleginops maclovinus (Patagonian blennie)
Lineage: Eukaryota; Metazoa; Chordata; Actinopteri; Perciformes; Eleginopidae
Gene: tmem17
Product: transmembrane protein 17
Exons: 5
Coding region: 268-822 (184 amino acids)
Biological process (GO): non-motile cilium assembly
Cellular component (GO): ciliary transition zone
Source: RefSeq, a predicted model, not a curated record